GGGUUACUGACUCAGCAGGGUAGAUCAAAAUUGGUGUAAGAAAACCCUUUUCUAAGGUCACCUCUCUCUCUCUUUUACUUAUAUACCACUCACAUGGCACUAUCACUAUUUCAAAACUCCAUAGCUGAAUAAUUAUAAUAAUAACAAAACAGCUUGGAAGAAAAGCCAUGGGAAGACCUCCUUGCUGUGAUAAAGUUGGUAUCAAGAAAGGUCCAUGGACCCCUGAGGAAGAUAUCAUACUUGUCUCUUACAUCCAACAACAUGGUGCAGGGAAUUGGAGAUCAGUACCCACUAAUACUGGGUUAUUGAGAUGCAGCAAAAGUUGCAGGCUUCGAUGGACUAAUUAUCUGAGACCAGGCAUCAAGCGAGGGAACUUCACUCCUCAUGAAGAAGGCAUGAUAAUUCACUUGCAAGCUUUAUUGGGUAACAAAUGGGCGGCAAUUGCUUCAUACCUACCACAAAGGACAGAUAAUGAUAUAAAGAACUACUGGAACACCCACCUGAAGAAGAAACUAAACAAGUUUCAGUCAGCUUUGGACCCCCACCCUUCAAUUGAGAGAAAGAGCAGCUUAGAAUUUGCUUCAACUUCUUCAAGUACUAGUGCUGUUGGGCUAAAUCAAGCCUCUUCAACAUAUGCUUCAAGCACUGAGAAUAUUUCUAGGCUUCUUCAAGGUUGGAUGAGAUCAUCACCAAAGACAACUAAUGAUAAUAAUAGCUCUCUACUUCUCAAGGAUACUUCUCAAUAUCAGAAAUGGGAUCAAAAUACCAGCUUAUUAGAUGCUGAUUCUUCAGCUGGAUAUAAACCCAAAGCUGAACAAGAAGGCGGUAAUUUGAUCUCCCAUGAAGAGUUUGAGUCGAUUUUAUCGUUUGAGAACAUUAACAAUGUUGUAUGGGACAAGUCUACUUGUGAAUCUACAUCAAAGGGUGCUUGUCAAGAUUCAGGAAAUGAUGAUGAUGGUGAUGAUGAUGAUGAUGAUGGUGAUGAUAAGGUCAAUGUUGCAAUGGCCCCAGAGAAUUAUAAGAAGCAAAAAGUUGAUCAUCACAACAACAACAACAAUAAUAAGAAUAAUCCGCCAUUAUCGUUUCUUGAGAAGUGGCUUUUUGAUGAGAGUUCUUCGGGUCAAGUAGAAGAGAUGAAUCAGAUGAUGGAACUGUCUUCAGUCUUCUAAGUUUUUUCCUUUUUACCUUCUUUGUUCCUCUCUCUUAGCUUCAUUUCGUUUCAAGCUUUUAUUAAUGAAGAAAAAUAAGGAAGAAAAGUUUGGGUUA
Gossypium raimondii (Peruvian cotton) is the source of this 1266-nucleotide messenger RNA. RefSeq names its product transcription factor MYB60. NCBI's taxonomy places the organism in Eukaryota, Viridiplantae, Streptophyta, Magnoliopsida, Malvales, Malvaceae. The coding region runs from base 168 to 1169 and encodes 333 amino acids. The transcript is spliced from 3 exons. Gene Ontology annotation, biological process: response to auxin. The record is from RefSeq and is a predicted model, not a curated record.